GUGUGGUUCAGCACCUGCGCAACGGGCAGCUCCUCCACAAAGCCUACAGGCGGCACAGCUUCCCCCCCGCAGACUGGACGCCCCGCCAGGUGUGGCUGGAGACCACCGGUAAGAGCCGCACCCUGCAGAGCGGACUAGCCUUCCUCUACGGCCUGCUGCCGGACUUCGAUUGGACGAAACUGAACGUCCGUCACCAGUGGAGCACGUUGUUCUGCGGCUCGGCGUGCGACUGCCCCGCCAGAAACAGACACCUGGAGGAGGAGCAGAGGAGACAGUACCGCCUCAGGGUGAGCGACACCCAGCUGGAGAGGACGUACGCUGACAUGGCGCGCACUUUAGGUCUUCUAACCCGACAGCUGAGGGCCGCAAACCCCAUCGACUCCCUGCUGUGCCACCUGUGCCACGGCAUCUCUUUCCCAUGUGUUCCUAUGGGAGACGGGACAUACGGAUGCCUCACGAUGGCUCAGUUUGCCGUCAUUCGUCGACAGCAGCUAGACGAUGAGGUGGAUCGGAGACGAGUGGGGCUGUAUCAUAAAUACGCCAUCUUGGCCAUGUACCCCUACCUCAAUCGGACUGCCACAAAGAUGGAGCGUGUCGCCAAGGACAACGAGGCGGGCAGAGCGCGGCGGGCAGGAGGCGAGGAGGUCUUCUCGCUGUCUUCAGCCCACGAUGUUACCGUGGCGCCGCUGCUCAGCGCUUUGGGGCUCGAGGAGGCGCGAUUCCCACGUUUUGCUGCACGAUUAGUCUUUGAACUGUGGAAGAGUCCUCCGGCCGCGCAAGGACAACAGAAGAAGAAAGCCGGGAAAGGCGACAAGUCGAAGGUGAAAGACGGAGAAGUGUUCAUCAGGGUGCUUUACAACGGCGAGGACGUGACAUAUCACACAUCCUUCUGUCGCUCACACGUCACACGUAACACCAACCAGCCGCUCUGCCCUCUGAAGAACUUCCUGUCGUUUGUCAGGAGAGACAUGUUCAGUGUGGUCAACGCCACGUCCUACCAGGAGGCGUGCUCCAAGCGCCCUGUUUGAUGGAGAGGAGGGUGAAGGUUGUUUCACUUUUUUGCGUUUCGUUUUCCACUUUUGAAGACGGUGCACUUUUAUGCUGCUCAUACAAUUCCUACAUCUUUUUAAAUGUAUAUAGCGGUACAUUCCUGAGCACACACACAGUACUGUACAUCACGUCUUUGUAAGAUCGGUAUCUAACCUUUUUUGGUCUGUUUUCCUAAGCGUCUCCGUAAGAGUCAUUCAAGGGAAGUUGUAUGGCACUUAGCCACUUUAUUCCUAUAUUCCAUAUUACCAUGGAAUUCCAGUAUUUCCCAAAUGCUUGCAAUAAAAAGGAAUAUUGAAACGGGAAAUAAUAUGCUGAAAUAAUGAUUCACGAGUAAUAUUUUGAGUACAAUAAAUCUUUUCAAUGAAAAUUACACUUUGGGCUAGUUACGGCCACAUUACUCAAUAUGACUCAUUUGUAUUAGCAUUCAUUUUAAUAUUUAUUCAUUGCAUUCUCUGUUUAAUGAUGAGGGUUAUUUCUAUACUUUGACACGUUGCUGUAGGUGAUUUUUGUUUUCUUACAUUUAUUUACAACUGCAGAACUGAAUCUGCAUUCAUAUCAAUUGGUGAUUUAACAGAUCCACUUUUUUUAUUUGCUUGUAGUAAACUGAAUCAAAUAAAAGGUUCAUUCUGCGCUGAAAUGUUCAAAUCAA
Molecule: messenger RNA, 1699 nt
Organism: Notothenia coriiceps (black rockcod)
Lineage: Eukaryota; Metazoa; Chordata; Actinopteri; Perciformes; Nototheniidae
Gene: pxylp1
Product: 2-phosphoxylose phosphatase 1
Exons: 1
Biological process (GO): glycosaminoglycan biosynthetic process; dephosphorylation; chondroitin sulfate proteoglycan biosynthetic process
Cellular component (GO): Golgi apparatus
Molecular function (GO): phosphatase activity
Source: RefSeq, a predicted model, not a curated record